Molecule: messenger RNA, 1319 nt
Organism: Cuscuta epithymum
Lineage: Eukaryota; Viridiplantae; Streptophyta; Magnoliopsida; Solanales; Convolvulaceae
Source: the annotation of a GenBank genome assembly
UGCCUGGUAGCUCUUGAUUCUUGAAAUUAGAAACUGAAAAGUCAUCAUUACAAGUUGAAAAGUAUAACAAAGAACUGAAAAAAGGCUGGAUCAAAGGUGGAGAAGAAUGGUGAGCCUAAUUUUUAUCCUGUCCCAAACUUGCAUUCUCCUGGCUUGCUUUGCUGCGUUCGCCUUGUACAAGUUCACCACCUCCGAUGGGGAUUUCACUUUAAUCUCAAAAGGGGCUGUGAAGCGUGACGAAAUCGAAGACAAGGUUAUUUGGAUUACUGGAGCAAGUCGUGGAAUAGGGGAGGUCCUAUCAAAGCAACUUGCCAGCUUAGGGGCAAAAAUUAUUUUAUCUGCACGAAAUGAGGCUGAACUACAGCGUGUGAGGCAGCAACUUUCUGGAAAACAUGCACCGAAUAAAGUGGAAGUUUUACCCCUAGAUUUGACAGCAAGUGAAGAUGUUCUUAGGAAGGCUGUAGAGAAAGCUGAGUCUUUUUUUGAUGGAUCGGGUGUGGAUUAUAUGUUCCAUAAUGCAGCUUAUGAACGUCCUAAAUCAACAGCACUGGAUGUCACAGCAGAAAGUCUCAAGGCCACUUUUGAUGUGAAUGUUCUUGGCCCAAUAUCUUUGACUCAAUUGUUGGCGCCAUACAUGCUGAAGCGGGGAAGAGGACAUUUUGUUGUGAUGAGCAGUGCUGCUGGAAAGGCUCCUGCUCCAGGCCAAGCAGUGUACUCGGCUUCCAAAUUUGCAUUAAAUGGAUACUUUCACACGCUGCGUUCUGAGCUUUGUACGAAAGGGAUUAAGGUUACAAUAGUUUGCCCGGGACCUGUAAAAACAUCAGAGAUUCCUGAAGCAAGCAUCUUAAGAGUAGGGGGUGCCACUGAGAAGCGUGUCUCCUCUGAACGGUGUGCAGAACUGACCAUAAUUGCUGCCAGCCAUGGUCUCAAGGAAGCCUGGAUAUCAUAUCAGCCUGUGCUUGCUGUAAUGUACUUAGUACAGUAUGUUCCAACAAUUGGAUACUGGCUUAUGGACAAGAUUGGAGCAAAGCGUGUAGAAGCUGCAGCCCAGAAAGGCAACACCUACUCUUUGGGUUUACUUUUUAACAAACAGAAGGCGCAUUGAACCAGUUUGUUUGUUUAUUUACUACGUAGUUUUCAAGCACAUGUGAUAGAUCAUAGAUAAUAAACGAGAAUCAAUGUUAAAUGUCAAUGUUGCGUAUAAUUUUUGUUACAAAAAGUUCAUCUCAAUAACAUUUGCGGUCAUAUAUCUUGUGUAUUAUUCAACAAUGAGACACGCUUCUUUUAGAAAAUAGUUAUACAAAAAAAGGUUAAACUAA